UUCUUUUUAUUCUCUUCCCCCUUUCAGUAUGGCUUUAAUUACAGAUCUAAUCCAAAUAACAAGUAAUCGGUUGGAAGCAUGGAUGCAGUUGGUUUCACCUCAAAUACGUAAGAGAGCUGGCAUUAUAUCCGUGAGCACAGCUGUCAUUUUAACCUUAUUGUACACCACAAUCCAAAAAUUCAAUCGUCCACCUAAACAAUUAAGACAUUUGCCUUAUGUUAGCUAUCUUUCUUUUCUUAAAUAUUGUUUUCGUGAUGAUCUGUUUGAGACUUAUUCAAAACAAGUCUGUAUGCCCUUGUUAAAAGAAUCCAAUGGUAUCUACAUGCGUCCUAUCGUAGAAGGUUGGUCUAUUCAAUUAGCAAAUCCAGUGGCAGUCAAACAAGUGUUGUUUAAACCAGAGGCUUCGUUUCCCAAAGCACAUCGAGCUGUAGGUGCUAAAGGCACACUUAUUUCGAAAUUCAUUGGUGGCCCUAAUAUUGUAUUGCUCAGUGGUGCAGAUUGGAGAAGACAUCGAAAGAUUGCUAAUCCUGCUUUUCAACGUUCUAUGCCCGUCAAAGCAUUUGGCAAUCUUACCAUAAAAAUGUACAAAGCAAUGGAAGACUCAGGUUCAGAUACAAUUGACGUUCUUAACUUAUUUGAACGAUGGACAUUAGAUGCUAUUGGCAUCACUGGUUUUGAUUUUGAUUUUAAUGCAUUGGGUGAUAAAAACAGUCAAUGGGUGCGUUAUUAUGACUCUGUUAAAGAUGGCAUGAGCCAUCCAUUUUACAUCUUUUUCCCUGCUUUUGAUACCAAGUAUCUCUAUUUACAAAAGAAACGAAAAGAAGUGCAUGAUAAUCUAGACAAGUUUUUACAGAACCUUGACAAGAUUAUUGAAGAUAAGCGAAAACUUGUGCACGAGAACAAGGAUACGACGCGCGAUGAAGAUAAGGAUUUAUUAGCUUUGAUGAUUGAAAGUGAAUUGAAUGAAGAGGGUGCCAAACUAACUAACGAAGAAUUACGAAGUAAUCUAUGUAUCUUUUUCUUGGCUGGCCACGAUACAACUGCCAAUACGCUUGCUUUUACUCUUUAUGAAUUGGCCAUCAAUCCUGAACUUCAAGAAAAAGCAAGAGAGGAAGCCAUUCGUGUCCUUGGUGAUGCUCCUCAAGAUAUUAUUCCUACAAUUGAACAAACAAAAGAAUUGACUUAUAUUAACAUGAUUAUGAAAGAAACCAUGAGAAGACAUUCUCCUGUAUAUAAUACAACACUUCGUACAGCUCUUGAAGACAUUGAAAUUGCAGGUCACUUUAUUCCUAAAGGCUCUGAAUUUGCUGUAGAUAUUUAUAAUCUUCAUCAUAACCCAGAUGUUUGGUCUGAUCCUUACAAAUUUGAUCCUGAUCGAUUCCUUCCUGGAGGUGAAGCUGACCAACAGGAAGGUGUUGCUUGGGCCCCCUUCAGCAAUGGUGGUCGUCAAUGUAUUGGUAUGAAUUUCAGUUUAGCUGAACAACGCGUUGUUCUCUCCAUGAUGUGUAAGUUUAUCUGUAUAGUUGGCCAAUUAUUCACUUCCCUUUUUUUUAAUGAUAGUAAGAAAGUUUAAAUGGACACUUCCUACUGAUUCACCCCAUAAGAAUGUCUUGAAAAAAAGAGGCAUUGCUUGGGGUUUGGUGAUUACAAAAGAAAAACUUGAUAUUACUUUUGAAAAACGAUA
This is a messenger RNA of Gilbertella persicaria, 1684 nucleotides long. RefSeq names its product cytochrome P450. The record is from RefSeq and is a predicted model, not a curated record. Lineage: Eukaryota; Fungi; Mucoromycota; Mucoromycetes; Mucorales; Choanephoraceae. Bases 29 to 1573 code for a protein of 514 amino acids. The transcript is spliced from 8 exons. Gene Ontology annotation, molecular function: iron ion binding; monooxygenase activity; heme binding.